Messenger RNA from Molossus molossus (Pallas's mastiff bat), 1228 nucleotides. RefSeq names its product coiled-coil domain containing 134 (gene CCDC134). Lineage: Eukaryota; Metazoa; Chordata; Mammalia; Chiroptera; Molossidae. Bases 68 to 763 code for a protein of 231 amino acids. The transcript is spliced from 7 exons. The record is from RefSeq and is a predicted model, not a curated record.
UGCUCGAGCUGCACGCCAAGGGCCCACCCGGCCACCUGUUCCGGCACCCCCGGCCUGCUCCAGGGUCAUGGAUAUGGACCUUUUACAGUUCCUGGUGUUCCUGUUUAUCCUGCUAGCAUCUGGGACAGGAGUCACAGGCACCCUGAGGACCUCCCUUGACCCAAGCCUGGAGAUCUACAAGAAGAUGUUUGAGGUGAAGCGGCGGGAGCAGCUGUUGGCAUUGAAAAACCUGGUACAGCUGAAUGAUGUCCACCAGCAGUACAAGAUCCUUGAUGUCAUGCUCAAGGGGCUCUUUAAGGUGCUGGAGGACUCCCGGACAGUGCUCAUUGCUGCAGACGUGCUCCCAGAUGGGCCCUUCCCCCAGGACGAGAAACUAAAGGAUGCUUUCUCCCAAGUGGUGGAGAACACAGCCUUCUUCGGCGACGUGGUGCUACGCUUUCCAAGGAUUGUGCACCACUACUUUGACCACAGCUCCAACUGGAAUCUCCUUAUCCGCUGGGGCAUCAGUUUCUGCAACCAGUCGGGCGUUUUUGACCAGGGGCCCCACUCGCCCAUCCUCAACCUGAUGGCCCAGGAGCUGGGGAUCAGUGAGAAAGACUCUGACUUCCAGAACCCAUUUAAAGUAGACCACACAGAGUUCCUUUCUAGCACCGACCCUUUUCAGAAGGCCCUGAGAGAAGAGAAUAAACGCCGGAAGAAAGAGGAAAAGCGGAAAGAGAUCCGAAAAGGCCCGCGGAUCUCACGUUCCCGGUCUGAGUUAUAGCCCUGUUGCAGCCCAGAGUUCAAGGGGCCAGGAGGAAGAGGAGGAGGCAGCGUGGCCAAGAUGAAGCGGCACUGACUGGUUGGCGGUGAGAGUCAUCCCUGUGAGAGCAGAGGCCAUGUUUACUUGGCCCCCUGGAGCCAGCUUUGAGCCCUAGCUGAAGGGACUGGGCCACAGAGGGCCAGAUUUCCUCCCAGGGGCCUCCUGGAGGGGACGCUGAAGGGACCUUCAGAGGCCGCUGUGCGGCAGACUUAACCCUGCGGAGAGGCUGGGGGAGGUAGGAGGGGUCCAGGGCUGGACCUUCCUGGUGGGUUAGGACUGAUGGCUGGCUGGUUGCUGCCCUCUGUGGGGAGGUAGCAGAACCAGGCUUUGCGGAGCCACACCUGCUGCUGGCUCCACUGUGUCACUGAGCCAAGUAGCACAGGUUUCAGCCCCCUGCAGAGACAUAAUAAAAGCCAGCAAACCCUC